AUGAAGUCGCUCAUUUCCUUUCUCCUGCUGCUCCUGGCAGCUGUCGCCCAGGCCGUGAGCUCCACUGGUGGCCGCUUGCUGGCUGUCCUCGAUGAUGUGGCAGACAAGGCCAGCUACUCCAAGUUUCUGGGAAGCCUGGAAGGCCGAGGCUUUACCAUCACUUACGAGACCCCCAAGAGCGAGUCGUUAUCGCUGUUCCACCUGGGCGAGAGGGCAUACGACCAUGUCAUUCUCUUCCCGAUCAAGACCAAGGGCCUAGGACCCAACCUGAGCCCGAACCUGCUCGUCAACUUCGUCAACGCCAAGGGCAACAUCCUCGUCGCCCUCUCCUCAGAGAUCACGACCUCGACCUCCAUCGUCGGCCUCCUGAACGAGCUCGACAUCUCCCUUCCCGCCGACCGCACCGGCCUCGUGGUCGACCACUUCAACUACGACGCCGCCUCGGCCGCGGACAAGCACGACGUCGUCCUGGUCCCCGCGCAGGGCCCGCUCCGCCCGGGCCUCCGCGACCUCUUCACCGGCCCGGGCGGCGACAAGCUGCCGCUCGCCUUCCCGCGCGGCGUAGGCCAGGUCCUCGGCGCCGGCGCCCUCCUGUCCCCCGUCGUGCGCGCGCCGCACACGGCCUACAGCUACAACCCCAAGGAGCAGGCCGAGAGCGUGAGCGACGACCUCUUCGCCUCGGGCGCCCAGCUCAGCCUCGUCUCGGCCUUCCAGGCCCGCAACUCUGCGCGCGUCGCCGUCGUCGGCUCGGCCGAGAUGCUGAGCGAUAAGUGGCUCGGCGCCAAGGUCAAGAGGGCCGGCGAGAAGAAGGAGGUCGCCACGGCCAACGACGAGUUCGCCAAGCGCAUCAGCGGCUGGGCCUUCCAGGAGAUUGGCGUCCUGCGCGUCAACUGGAUCGAGCACCACCUCAAUGAGGCUGGGGCCGUCAACGCCUCCAACCCCAAGAUCUACCGGAUCAAGAACGAUGUGAUCUACUCCAUCUCCGUCUCCGAGUACGUCUGGGACAAGUGGACCCCCUACACCGUCCCCGCCGGCGACGAGCUUCAGCUCGAGUUCUCGAUGCUCUCGCCCUUCCACCGGCUCAACCUGAGCCCCGUGCCGGCCGAGGCCACGGCCGACGCCAGCGUCUACCGCGUCGCCUUCAAGCUGCCCGACCAGCACGGCAUCUUCAACUUCAUGGUCAACUACAAGCGGCCCUUCCUGUCCAACGUCGAGGAGAAGGUCACCGUCUCGGUCCGCCACAUGGCCCACAACGAGUGGCCGCGCUCCUUUGUCAUCUCGGGCGCCUGGCCCUGGAUCGCGGGCAUCGGCGUCACCGUCACGGGCUGGCUGGCCUUCUGCGCGCUGUGGAUGUUCUCGCAGCCCGUCGGCAAGGCGGCGGCGGUGAAGAAGACCCAGUAG
This is a messenger RNA of Thyridium curvatum, 1401 nucleotides long. RefSeq lists its product as uncharacterized. Gene Ontology annotation, cellular component: oligosaccharyltransferase complex; endoplasmic reticulum membrane. NCBI's taxonomy places the organism in Eukaryota, Fungi, Ascomycota, Sordariomycetes, Thyridiales, Thyridiaceae. The record is from RefSeq and is a predicted model, not a curated record. Bases 1 to 1401 code for a protein of 466 amino acids. The transcript is spliced from 4 exons.